This is a messenger RNA of Kockovaella imperatae, 2097 nucleotides long. RefSeq lists its product as hypothetical. The transcript has 10 exons. Gene Ontology annotation, biological process: lipid metabolic process. Lineage: Eukaryota; Fungi; Basidiomycota; Tremellomycetes; Tremellales; Cuniculitremaceae. Gene Ontology annotation, cellular component: cytosol. The record is from RefSeq and is a predicted model, not a curated record. The coding region runs from base 1 to 2097 and encodes 698 amino acids. Gene Ontology annotation, molecular function: acetoacetate-CoA ligase activity.
AUGGAGUCAUCAGCGAGCAGUAGUGCCGAUACGCAACCUCUAUGGAGUCCAUCUCAUCCUGAACGGGCCCAAUCUACCCUCUUCCGAAACCACAUCAACUCCAAAUACUCACUGUCCCUAUCAUCUUACGAAGAGCUUUGGCGUUGGUCAUGCGAUCACCGAGCAGACUUCUGGAGCGAAGUUUGGGACUGGGAACAAGUCAUUGGCUCCAAAGGCUCAGAGCCAUAUACCGAUGAAUCUGUCCCUCCUUCCUCCAACCCCUUAUGGUUCCCUGGCGCGUCGUUCAACUGGGCGGAGAAUCAGCUGAGGAACAUUGCUCAUCCGGACGACGUGGCUAUCAUCACACUGUCGGAACCUUGCCCUGGACAUACGCCUGAAGCCCGGAAAGUCACUCAGAAGGAAUUGUACGAGCUAGUGAGGGAAGCUCAAAAGGCUAUGAGAGCGCACGGAGUCACCAAAGGCGAUCGGGUGGCUUUCUGGGGAGGCACAUGUCUAGAAGCGGUGGUUGUCCUGCUCGCCGUCACCUCGCUAGGCGGAGUCUUCAGUUCUGCCGCUGCAGACUUUGGUGUGGAUGGCGUUGUAGAGCGACUGGAACAGAUCCGACCUAAAUUAUUGUUCGUGACCAACGGAGUGGUGUACGGCGCAGCUCCCCGUCCACUCUUACCCCUCAUUCCGAAACUCCAUUCUUCACUCUCACAGCCGCCAAAAGAGACCAUCGUCAUAGAUCAUCUUCCACACGGCAUCUGUAAAAAGCCUGCGGAGCUCGAUUCCAGCACGUUACCCUGGACGGAUUUCAUCCAAGACUCAGAGGAGGGCAGCGAUUCAGGAAAGAUCGAGUUUGUGCAGACCGGGUUCAAUGACCCAAUAUGGGUCCUGUUCUCCAGCGGAACGACGGGAAAACCCAAAGCCAUCGUGCAUCGCGCUGGAGGAAUGCUCAUCGACUCGUUGAGGGAACAUCAUCUUCAAGGUGAUAUUACGAGGGGUGACGUCUAUUUCUACUACACAACCCCCGGAUGGAUGAUGUUCCAGUACCUCAUUUCCGGCCUCGCGACAGGCGCUACCCUCGUGCUGUACGAGGGCUCCCCUCUAAAGCGUGCAGCAGCACUGUGGGAGAUGGUGGAUGAGCUAGGCAUCACUAUAUUUGGUACCUCUGCCAAGUGGCUCGAAGUCAUUUCGAAAACAUACCCCAACGUCAAGGAGAAUCAUUCUCUAUCUACACUUCGCCAAAUUCUCUCUACGGGCUCACCACUACCCCCGGCUCUCUUCGACUUUGUCUAUUCGAAUGUGAAAUCGGCCGUCUUGCUAGGCUCCAUCACUGGCGGGUCAGAUAUAUGUUCAGUGUUUGCGGGCCGGAACACUGCUCUGCCGGUGUAUCGAGGCGAGAUUCAAUCGAGAAUGCUCGGUUUUGACCUGGACGUGGAAGGUGCUGGACCAGGCACUCCGGGUGAACUCAUAUGCCACAAGGCAUUCCCGAUCGAGCCUCUUGGUUUCUGGCCGUUACCCGGAUAUGGGUUUGACGAGCAGGCAGUUGCCGAUGCUCAGAAGAGAUUCAGAGAGAGUUACUUUAAAAAUGAGCAAGGGACUUGGUACCACGGGGACUAUGUACAGAUUACUCCUUCGCGUAGUGGAAAUGGAGGUGGAGUCGUCAUGCUGGGACGCUCGGACGGCGUCCUGAACCCCGGUGGAAUCCGUUUCGGUCCGACGGACAUUUACUCUGUACUCGAGAGCAACGACUUUGCUAGUCAAGGGGUCGAGGACUGCUUGGUCGUUGGCCUGAUGGUGGAAGGGGGAGCCGAUGAGAAGGUCAUCCUAUUUGUAAAGAUGGCGCAGGGCAAGGCAUUGGAUGACGACUUGACCAAGAAGAUCAAGACGGCCAUCCGUUUAGCUCGAAGUGCAAGACACGUCCCUGCAAAGAUCUUAGCAGUCAGCGAUGUUCCAGUCACAUUGACUGGAAAACGUGUGGAGGUGCCGAUCCGGAAGGUCAUCAAUGGAUCUCCGAUCAGCUCAAUAAACCCGGCGACUUUGCGGAAUCCGGAAUGCUUGGAGGAGUAUGCUAAUUUCGGCGCUACGAUGCGAGAGGAGGAGGGAAUGGCGUAG